GCUGGGUCUGCUUCAAAGCCUUUCCCACACCCUUCUUGGGUUUCAGGCUGUGAAAAAACUGGUGACCCUCACCAACCUAAGGAAACCCCCCCAUGUUGGGAGGGAAUCCCCGCGGGCUCACCCCUGGUGCUGAGAAAUGGAGAUGCUCAGCUCCAUCUCAGCAGCCGAAGACCCAACCCCCCCCCCCCCCAACCCCAAAAUGAUGGGGUGGGGAUGCACCAGCCGGGGGGGGGUCUUGAUCUGCCCAGCCCCCCAGCCUGGGGACCAGGGUGGCCUGGGGGAAGCUCCCACCCCGCAGCCCAGUGCCGCACGCAAAGCUUUCGACAUUCCCAGCAGCUUCCACAAGAUGGACCUCGGAGCGAGAGGAGGUGCCGGGCAGGAGGGGGGGCCUGUCCCAUCCCAUCCCUUCCCAUCCCAUCCCAUUUUGUUCUAUCCCUCUUGCUCCCACCGUGCCAGCCGGAGGAGCCUCAGCGUCCUGCGAGGCGAGCCCCGGCAUGGCACAACCUGGGGGGGCUCUGCCUGCUGGCCCUGCUGGGGCUGGGCUUUGGGGCGGGGGGCUCUCCAGCCUGCCACGACCCCCGGGGCCAGCCCCGUCGCUGCAUGCCUGUUUUUGAGAACGCCGCCUUCGGCCGUGCCGCCCGGGCCACCAACACGUGCGGCUCGCCCCCCGAGGACUACUGCCUGCAGAUGGGCGCCCGCGACGCCAGCCAGCUGUGCCAGCGCUGCGACGCCUCCGACCCCCGGCUGCACCACAACGCCUCCCUCCUCACCGACUUCCACAGCCAGGAGGAGAGCACCUGGUGGCAGAGCCAGUCCAUGGCCUUCGGCAUCCAGCACCCCAACUCCGUCAACAUCACGCUCCACCUGGGCAAGGCUUACGAGAUCACCUACGUGCGGCUCAAGUUCCACACCAGCCGCCCCGAGAGCUUCGCCAUCUACAAGCGCGGCCGCGCCGACGGGCCCUGGGUGCCCUUCCAGUACUACAGCGCGUCCUGCCACAAGACCUACGGCAAGCAGCCCAGGCACUACCUGAGGCCGGGGGAGGACGAGCAGGUGGCCUUCUGCACCGACGAAUUCAGCGACAUCUCCCCCCUGAGCGGGGGCAACGUGGCCUUCUCCACCCUCGAGGGCCGGCCCAGCGCCUACAAUUUUGACGGGAGCCCCGCGCUGCAGGAGUGGGUGACCGUCACCGACCUGCUCAUCUCCCUGAACCGCCUCAAUACUUUUGGGGACGACAUCUUCAAGGACCCCAAGGUGCUGCAGUCCUACUACUACGCCAUCUCCGACUUCUCCGUGGGCGGCAGGUGCAAAUGCAACGGCCACGCCAGCGAGUGCGUGCCGGACGAGACGGGACGGCUGGCGUGCGUGUGCCAGCACAACACGGCCGGCACCGACUGCGAGCGCUGCCAGCCCUUCUACCAGGACCGGCCCUGGGCUCGUGGCACCGCCGAGGCCGCCAACGAGUGUCUCCCCUGCAACUGCAGCGGCCGCUCGGAGGAGUGCUUCUACGACCCGGAGCUGUACCGCCGCAGCGGGCACGGGGGCCACUGCCGCCACUGCCGCGACAACACGGCCGGGCCCCGCUGCGAGCGCUGCCGGCAGAACCACUACCGCUGGGAGCCUCGGGCCGCCUGCCAGCCCUGCCACUGCCACCCCGCAGGCUCCCUGCAUCCCCAGUGUGACAGCUCGGGGACCUGCGCCUGCAAAGCCAACGUGACGGGCUGGAAGUGCGAGCGCUGCAGGGACGGCUAUCACAGCCUCAGCGAGGGCGGCUGCAGACCCUGCGCCUGUGACCCCGCCGGCAGCGUGGGCACCUGCGACCCCAACACGGGACACUGCACCUGCAAGGAGAGGGUGGAGGGGCACCUGUGCAACAGGUGCCAGCCCGGCUGGUUUAACCUCCAGCCCCACAACCCCGCCGGCUGCACCAGCUGCUUCUGCUACGGCCACUCCGCUGUCUGCACGGCAGCGACCAGCUAUGAGGUGACCCACGUGCGCUCCGACUUCAGCCGAGGUACCGACAGCAUGGCCCCGGGUAAAAAACGGGGGGCACGGCCGCACGGAUGUGGGCCAGGAAAUCUGGGAGGUUUGGAAACCCUGGGGGAAACCAACGUAAUGCAAUUACACCCGCCUUGCUGCGCUUCCUGCGUUCUGCAGCCCACAGUAACUUCUGAACUGUUGCACAGGCAGGGGGGCGAAAGUUUAAAGAUUACAAUUUCCUCCAAAUCUAAGAAAACAAACAGAUGGGGAGGAGACAGCGAGGGCCACCGUGAGAGCACAGGGCCCGAGCGGAGCAGGGUGUUGCAAAGCGCCGGCUCCUUACAAGACCGUGGGGAGGUUCAGGGGCAGGGAUGGAGCCCCCAAAAGCAGCACCCUGGGGUGCUGGGCACACAGGGGGUUCACUACACUCCUUUACCCCUGCACCAUCACUGUGCUCUUCCCGCAGGGCUGGAGGGCUGGGCUGCAGCAGCAGUGGGUGCCGCGGCCGUGUCCCUGCGCUGGGCUGAUGGGGAGAUCAGCACCGAGAGGGAUGGAGAGGAGCCGCUGGAUUUUCUUGCACCAGAGAAGUUUCUGCAGAACCAGCAUCUCAGUUAUGGGCAGCCCCUGACCCUGCUGCUGGGAGCAGAGGGGAACGGGACCGGGACAGAGAGCAGGGCGCCCCUGCUCCACGUCCAGCUGGUGCUGGAGGGUGAGGGGAUGGAGGUCACCAUGUCCAGCAGCGAGAGCCAGUCACGGGAUGGAAAGCAGGCUGUCACCUUCAGGCUGCACGAGGCCGAGGAGGGCACGCAGCCUUCGCUGUCAGCCUUCAGCUUCCAGCGCCUGCUCUCCAACCUGAGCGCCCUCCGCCUCCGCGUGAGCCCCGGGCCAGGCAGGCUGGUGCUGAGCGAGGUCCGGCUCACGUCGGCUCGCCCCGGGCCGGGUGUGCAGGCGGGCUGGGUGGAGGAGUGCGCGUGUCCCCCGGGAUACACCGGGCAGUUCUGCCAGUCCUGCGCUCCCGGCUUCAAGCGGGACGUCCCCUUCGGUGGCCCCUUCGUCGCCUGCGUGCCCUGCGCCUGCAACCAGCAUGGGGACUGCGAGCCCCACUCAGGGCAGUGCCGGUGCUUGCACAACACGGAAGGACCCUCCUGCGAGCGCUGCAGCCCCGGGUUUUAUGGGAACCCCUUCGCAGGGCGCUUCGAUGACUGCAAGCCCUGCCCGUGCCCCGGCCGCUCGCCCUGCACCGAGGUGCCGGGCAGCGGGGAGGUGGUGUGCACCCACUGCCCCCCCGGGGCAGAGAGGUGAGCCUGGGGGAAACGCUGCGAGCUGUGCGACGAUGGGUUUUUUGGGGACCCCUUGGGGCAGAGGGGCCCCGUGCGUCCCUGCACCCCCUGCCAGUGUCACGGGAACGUGGACCCCAACGCCGUGGGGAACUGCGACACCGAGUCCGGCCGGUGCCUGCGCUGCCUGCACAACACGAUGGGCGAGCACUGCCAGGCGUGUCGGCCGGGCUUCUACGGGAACGCGCUGGCCCCCAGCCCCGCCGGGAAGUGUGAGCCUUGCGAUUGCAACCCCAACGGCUCAGCCCUGGGGCCGGACGGCUGCGAUCCCAUCACGGGCCAGUGCCGCUGCCUUCCGCACGUGACGGGCAGGACCUGCGGGCUCUGCCAGCCCGGCUACUACGGGCUGCAGCCCACCGUGGGCUGCAAGAGCUGCCAGUGCCACCCGGCGGGGUCGCGGGACAGCGGGUGCCACGCGCUGACGGGGCAGUGCUCCUGCCAGCCGGGCGUCACGGGGCUGCGCUGUGACAGAUGCGACCACGGCUUCUUCGGAUUCUCUGCCAAGGGCUGCCGAGCCUGCGACUGCUCCCCGCUGGGCUCCGUCACGCCGCAGUGCCACGAGAACAGCACCUGCGUCUGCCGCCCCGGCUUCGUGGGCUACAAGUGUGACCAGUGCCAGGCCAACUUCUUCCCCGACCCGCCGAGCUCCCGCUGCCAGCCGUGCCCCUCCUGCUACGGGCUGGUGAAGGACGGGGCUGACCGGCUGAAGGCGAAGCUGCAGGAGAUGGAGGAAUGGCUGCAGAGCCCAAGCUGUGACGUCCACCCGGGGCAGUCCCUGGGGCUGGGAGAUGCGCCCAGGGGAGAUGGGCUGCCCGGCAGGCACCUCCUGCAAGGUGCCCGGGCCGCGCUCUCCGUGCAGGUGGGGCGGCUGGCGGGGGUGCUGAGCGCCGCACGGAGCCGUCUCAGCAACGCCAGCCAGGCCAGCGGCUGCUCCGACCACGGACAUCCCAAGACGUGCGUCCUGCUGUCGGAGAUCGGGGCCGUGCUGCAGUCGGCGCAGCGGGAGGUGCUGCACGCUGCCGACACCCUGGAUGCCACGGAGAUUCCUCAGGAAAUCCCUCCGCAGCCCACCAACUGGAGCCGCCUGGCGCUGGAGGCACGGGUGCUGGCCGAGAGGCACGGGGAAGCCACAGCACAAGUGGAGGUGAUGGUUGGGAGAGCGCUGAAUGUGUCCAAAGCCAGCCACGAGCUCCUGCAGAGCCUGCUGGAGGGGAGAGUGGCGUGGGAGGCACAGCGCGAGCUGGAGGCCGGGUACGAGGAAAUCCAGCGGGUGCAGGAGGAGCUGGGCGCUGGCAUGGUGGAGGUGGCAGCGGAGGCCAGGAGGGCUCUUGCCGCCAUCCAGCAAGCAAACGCAGACAUGGCUGAGAAGCUCCUGCAGGUGGCUGCUCCAGGGCAGCAGGCACUGCUGGCGCAGGCUGGAGCCCUGGCACAGGACCUGGGGGCACUGGAGCAGGCGGUGGGCACGCAGGAGCCGUCGGCACAGCAAGCCAUCGCGGCGUCCCGCACCCUGGCAGCUGGGCUGCGCCGGGACCUGCAGGGGACUCGCGGCUUCACACAGCUGCGGGACCGAGCUGGCUCUGCCCGCAUCCUGGCCACCUCGGCAGUCUCGCGAGGAAAAGCUGCGCUCUCCGGCACGGAGUCCCUCCUGGCCAGCUUGGAAGGCAUGGGGAAGGUGCGUGGGCAUCGGAAGGGCCAGGCUGCCCUGAGCAGGAGGAUGGCACUUGUGCAGGACAGGACGAUGGUGGAGGCCCAGAAGAAGAUCAAACAGGCAGAGAAAAUCCUGGGAAACUCCUUGUCUGUCUCCACCACAGCCAGGAGGACAGCUGGGGAGGCCAAGCAAGUCGCUGGGGAGAGCGCUAAGAGGGCACAGGCUGUGCUGCGGGGCAGCAAGCAGGCUCACAAGCACACCGUGCAGCUUGCCAUGCGCGUCAACGAGACCCAGCGGGAGCUCACCCGGCAGGAGCGCCUGGCUGAGGAGCUCAGGGGGGGCCUGGAGGAAGCAGAGCAGGUGGGGACUGAGGUGAGUGAGAUGGCCAAAAGCCUCCAGGAAGCCCGGGGCUCGCUGAUGGCAGACAUCAAGACCCUGAACGACCUGCUGAGCAGCCUCGGUGACCUGGAGCAGGGCACGCAGGUGGAGGCGGCGCUGGGAGCAGGGAGGCUGCAGCUGGAGCGGCUGCGGCUGCGCCUGGCCGCGCCGGGAGCCCUGGCCGAGCGGCUCAGCCGGCUGCAGCAGGAGGCGGCGCAGCAGCAGGAGAAGAUCCAGGCCUUCGAGAGCGACUUGGCCGAGAUCCGGGCUGACAAGAAGAACCUGGAGGACAUUUUGCGGAGCCUCCCCGAGGGCUGCUCCGAGUGGCAGUGACCGGGCGCUGGCUGGCUGCUCUGACACCCCCCCUGUCACCUCUGUGCCCCCCUGCAAUAGGGCCCGGCAGAGCGAAGGACACCCGCACUCACCAGCACUGCUCCCUCCUGCUGCUCUGCAUGUUGCCCUCGGUACCGUAUCACACCCGGGUCCUUACCCACACUGGUUCUGACUUGGCAUCCCAAGCGCUCUGUGGCAUGACCUUAGCCCCCAGCUCCAUCCCUGGGCCAGGGGACAAAAGAGCCCCCACCAGGGACGCAGCACUCACACUCUCUGACCAGGCAGUGAGUGAAGGACUGUCACAGAUCUCCUCCACGCUAGAUAACCCUCCGUCGCUCCUAGGACAGCAUACCAAGUAUGUAAAGUCCCCAGGCUGUAACAGCCGCUGUCCCUCCUGCCCCAGGAGAUGAGAGGCUCUCACAAACAUGUUGGAAGCUGGUCCUGCUGCACAGCACCCCACAGCAUGAUGCUCGCAGGCUGUGGUCACGGAGGUGUGGAGAGGAAUCAGGACAAUUCUGGGCUGAGACAGGAGCUCCCAGGAGGGCACAAAGCUUGCUGGCUUCCCAGGGCAGGGAGCUCACAGCAGGGAGGGUGAAAGUGGGGCUGAGUAGACGCAAAGCCGGGCUCUUAACCUGGCAGAUGGGGGCAUCCUCUGCCUGUUGCAUCCUGCUCUUCUGCUCCAUGGCGGUUAUCGGUGCUGGACCGGGAGCAGCUGGACACAGCCAGCUCCUGCUGGUGUCACUCCCACAGGGUGGCACAGAGGUCAGUGGCUGUAAAGGCAUCGCCGUGGUUCACCCUGCCACACGUGGGCUGCUCGAUGGGACUGGGCAGGCAGCGGAGCUGGGUUCAGCCCCCCCACCCCCCAUUUGUAGUGCUGGCACAGCAAAAUCACGCCUGUAAGGUCAGAAGCGAGUCCCCAGGCUGGAGCACAGUUCACUUUUUAACUCGCUUUACCUGUGCUCUUCCACACACGGUGCUGGAAACCAGGCUUGCUAAAGUCUUCUGUAACGCUAUCUGUAAAACUGCUGCCACAAACCUUGGACUCUCCCAGUGCCAUCUCCUGUGGGUCCAGGGGUCUGGAAGGGAUUUUCCUACCCGGGCAAACCUAUCUUCCCUCCUACCUCUGCACAAAAGCUGAGCUGGGGUGCCCGAGCUGCAGGAGCGCAGGGGCGGGGGCUCCUCUCCCACGGCCCGGUGCCAGCUCUGCAAAAGCAAAACCACGCAGCAGCGAGAGCAGCGUGAUGCGGCUUGGCCGAGAGGCAGGGAGCCGCAGCCACUUACCGUCUCCCUGGGAAGACAAUUACAUGCCACCGAUCAACACACAAACUUGCUGCUGUUACAGAAAUGUCAAGCCUCUGCCUCUUGCGUGUGCUGCUGAGAACGCGGUUCAUCCUCCCUCCUGCUCUUCCUGGAAAUGACUUUUUUUUUUUCUCUUUUUUAAGCUGGUGACACCUGCCUAGAGCUGUAUCCACUAAAAAUUCUUAAUAUAAUACAUCGCUGCCCAUCCA
Molecule: messenger RNA, 7184 nt
Organism: Oxyura jamaicensis (ruddy duck)
Lineage: Eukaryota; Metazoa; Chordata; Aves; Anseriformes; Anatidae
Gene: LAMC3
Product: laminin subunit gamma 3
Source: RefSeq, a predicted model, not a curated record